Molecule: messenger RNA, 1041 nt
Organism: Penicillium atrosanguineum
Lineage: Eukaryota; Fungi; Ascomycota; Eurotiomycetes; Eurotiales; Aspergillaceae
Exons: 3
Coding region: 1-1041 (346 amino acids)
Source: RefSeq, a predicted model, not a curated record
AUGCCUCCCAAGCGCCAGUCAACCGACGCAUCUGGCAGCGCGGCCAAAAAUCCCAAAACGGGCGACCCUCCCCGCAACCCGCGCUGGUCGAAGGUUUCCGGUUCCGCCAAUGCAGACGACGGAUACAGAAUCAAAACUAGCAGUCUCGAGGCCUAUGAAUAUAUUUGCCUGUGCAAACCACUUCACUAUACCGGCCUCGGCGACGACGAUGAAGAGGAUGAAGAGGGGGAGGAAGGAAACGCAGAUAAGCCCUCUGCAGCGCAUCCGGAGCACCCUUGGGCUGUCACCAUGGCAGGCACGCAGAAGCUUACCGCGCUGCGCAUCAUGAGCAGCUUGCGGGACCCGGACGGCUUUGGGAUGCACACUUACAACGAUCACUUUGGCUACGGCGUUCUUGAGGUGGCGCAGAACCCCGUUCUUGAUUUCGAAGAGGCAAAGACUUGGAAGGAGAAAUGGUCCAUCUGCGAGGGAGCAGCCCUGUUUUUCGCGAAAGGUGACGCCAAUCCGCUAUUCCAGGUCGAUGAUGGCGAAGGCGCUAAAACUUUCAUGGAUGUGACCGGCGUCAUGUUCGCUAUUAUGCUAGCCAUGUUGGAUCGCGAAGGUCUACUGAAACCCGACUCUGAAGUCAAGAGUCUAGGUGUUGUCAUGGCUGGGUUCGUUCGGUUCAUUGCCCAUACCAUCGGCCCGGAUUUCGGUAUUCGUGCUAACGACCUCGACAAAACGGUGCUUGCCUAUGCCAAGAAAUACAACAUUGAGCUUAAAGGCUUGUUUGGCAUUGAAAAAGAGCUUGAGACGGCCGAGGCUGAGGCUGAGAAGCUUGAGCUCCCUGCAUCUGAUGAUAAGAAUGGAGAUCCUUGGAAUUGGAAGACGACUUUGGCGCAGUACCAGAAAGAUUACGGGCCCAAGAUCGGAGGCGAUAAAUUGGAUAUUACGACCUGGACUCCUGCUGAACGCAGGAAGGCCGCUUUUGAUAAGAAAGAUCCCUUUAGUAGGAAGAUGAUUGAUGCUAUCAAGGACGGUAUGAUCAUGCAGCCAGCAUAA